Molecule: messenger RNA, 243 nt
Organism: Closterium sp. NIES-65
Lineage: Eukaryota; Viridiplantae; Streptophyta; Zygnematophyceae; Desmidiales; Closteriaceae
Source: the annotation of a GenBank genome assembly
AUGUCGUUCAAAGGGCCGCGCAAGGGGUUUCUGGAGGUGUUUAAGUUCGUGUGCUACGUGGGUAUCCCCAUCGCCAUGAUGGUCACGUUCGCCAACAACCAAGACAACCUCGAGGCUAUUAUCCGAAACAGAGCAUAUGUGAUCUACCCCCCUGAGGGCCCUCGCCCGCCCACUGCCGAGGAGGUGAGGGGCCUGGCGCAGAGGCGUCAGCAGGGGGAGGGGAAGCAGGCUGAGGGGCAGUGA